Neomonachus schauinslandi (Hawaiian monk seal) is the source of this 1851-nucleotide messenger RNA. RefSeq names its product HIC ZBTB transcriptional repressor 2 (gene HIC2). Gene Ontology annotation, cellular component: nucleus. Lineage: Eukaryota; Metazoa; Chordata; Mammalia; Carnivora; Phocidae. Gene Ontology annotation, biological process: regulation of transcription by RNA polymerase II. Gene Ontology annotation, molecular function: RNA polymerase II cis-regulatory region sequence-specific DNA binding; DNA-binding transcription factor activity, RNA polymerase II-specific; protein binding. The record is from RefSeq and is a predicted model, not a curated record.
AUGGUUUCUGGGCCCCUGGCACUCCGGUGGUACGCGUGGGCGGGGCGUGGGGACAUGGGGCCCGACAUGGAGCUGCCCAGCCACUCCAAGCAGCUCCUGCUGCAGCUGAACCAGCAGAGGACGAAGGGCUUCCUGUGUGAUGUCAUCAUCAUGGUGGAGAACUCCAUCUUCCGUGCCCACAAGAACGUCCUGGCUGCCAGCAGCAUCUACUUCAAGUCCCUGGUCCUGCACGACAACCUCAUCAACCUGGACACGGACAUGGUCAGCUCCACGGUGUUCCAGCAGAUCUUGGACUUCAUCUACACGGGCAAGCUGCUGCCCAGCGACCAGCCGGCCGAGCCCAACUUCAGCACUCUCCUCACUGCCGCCAGCUACCUCCAGCUGCCCGAGUUGGCAGCGCUCUGCCGCCGUAAACUCAAGCGAGCCGGCAAGCCCUUCGGCUCCAGUCGGGUGGGCGCCACCGGCAUGGGGAGGCCACCCCGCAGCCAGCGGCUGUCCACAGCCUCCGUCAUCCAGGCGCGGUAUCCGGGGCUCGUGGACGGACGGAAGGGGGCCCACGCCCCCCAGGAGCUCCCCCAGGCCAAAGGCUCGGAUGACGAGCUCUUCCUUGGAGGCUCCAGCCAGGAGGGUGUGCAUGGCCUGGGCCGGGCCGUCUGUCCAGCCAGCGGGGAGGCCGGCCUGGGCAGCUGCAGCACCAAUGGGAGCAGCGGGGGCUGCGAGCAGGAGCUGGGCCUGGACUUGUCCAAGAAGAGCCCUCCCCUGCCUCCCGCCACCCCCGGUCCCCCCCUGACCCCUGACGACUCAGCCCAGCUGAGUGACAGUCAGCACGGCUCGCCCCUCUCAGCCUCCGCCCCUCCUGUUGCCAACAGUGCCUCUUAUGCUGAGCUGGGGGGCACCCCCAAUGAGCCCAUGGACCUGGAGGGGGCCGAGGACAACCACCUGAGCCUGCUGGAGGGGCCCGGUGGGCAGCCCCGGAAGAGCCUGCGGCACUCAGCCCGCAAGAAGGAGUGGAGCAAGAAGGAGCCCAGGGUGGGGUCCCCCUUUGAGCGGAGGGAAGCGGGGCCCAAGGGCCCCUGCCCAGGGGAAGAGGGCGAGGGGCUAGGGGACAGGGUUCCCAAUGGCAUCCUGGCCAGCAGUGUUGGGGGGGGUGGCCCCAGUGGGCCCUACGUGGAGCCCCCGUACCCCUGCAAGGAGGAGGAGGAGAACGGCAAGGAUGGGAGUGAGGACAGCGGGCAGAGUGGGAGCGAGGGGGGCAGCGGCCACGCCGGCACGCACUACAUGUACCGGCAGGAGGGCUACGAGACCGUGUCCUAUGGGGACAACCUGUACGUGUGCAUCCCCUGCGCCAAAGGCUUCCCCAGCUCCGAACAGCUCAAUGCCCACGUGGAGACACACACGGAGGAGGAGCUGUUUAUCAAGGAGGAGGGUGCCUACGAGACGGGCAGCGGGGGCGCCGAGGAGGAGGCCGAGGACCUGUCGGCGCCCAGUGCGGCCUACACGGCCGAGCCCCGGCCCUUCAAGUGCUCGGUCUGCGAGAAGACCUACAAGGACCCGGCCACGCUGCGGCAGCAUGAGAAGACACACUGGCUGACCCGGCCUUUCCCCUGCAACAUCUGCGGCAAAAUGUUCACGCAGCGCGGCACCAUGACGCGCCACAUGCGGAGCCACCUGGGCCUCAAGCCCUUCGCCUGCGACGAGUGCGGCAUGCGCUUCACCCGCCAGUACCGCCUCACUGAGCACAUGCGUGUGCACUCGGGCGAGAAGCCCUACGAGUGCCAGCUCUGCGGGGGCAAGUUCACCCAGCAGCGCAACCUCAUCAGCCACCUGCGCAUGCACACCUCUCCCUCCUAG